Messenger RNA from Corylus avellana, 779 nucleotides. RefSeq names its product ribosomal protein L12-A (gene RPL12-A). NCBI's taxonomy places the organism in Eukaryota, Viridiplantae, Streptophyta, Magnoliopsida, Fagales, Betulaceae. Gene Ontology annotation, molecular function: mRNA binding; structural constituent of ribosome. The record is from RefSeq and is a predicted model, not a curated record. Gene Ontology annotation, biological process: translation. Gene Ontology annotation, cellular component: chloroplast; ribosome.
CCCGUAUAUCCCUUAUCCUAUCCUCUUCUCUCUUCACACACCCUCUCUCAGACUCUCGAAGAAAAAUGGCGAGCACUCUCUCAACACUCACACUUCGAUGUCUCUCUUAUCCUACGCCCACCUCCUCCCCUUAUCCUACGCACACAUCCAAACCCACCACCCUCCUCACCUUCCCCUCCACCCCUCUUAGCCUCACCCACCGGUUGACCCAUCUCCGCCCUAUCUCCGCCGUGGCGGCCCCCGAGAAGAUCGAGAAGCUCGGAGCAGAAAUCUCCGGCCUCACGCUCGAGGAGGCGCGCGUGCUUGUUGACUACCUCCAGGACAAGCUUGGCGUGUCCGCCGCGGCCUUCGCCCCUGCUGCCGUUGCCGUAGCCCCCGGCGCGGGCGCCGGAGACGCCCCCGCGGUUGUCGAGGAGAAGACCGAGUUCGACGUGGUAAUCGAGGACGUGCCCAGCAGCUCGCGCAUAUCGGUGAUCAAGGCGGUCAGGGCCCUCACGAGCCUGGCGCUCAAGGAGGCCAAGGAGCUCAUCGAAGGCCUGCCCAAGAAGUUCAAGGAGGGCGUGUCCAAGGACGAGGCCGAGGAGGCCAAGAAGCUGCUCGAGGAGGCUGGUGCUAAGAUCGGCAUUGUUUGAUUUUUGUUGCUUAGUUCUUGUGAUUUGAGGGUAGUUAUGCUAGUAGUUUGGCGGUACAGUGGAAUGUGAUUGAUUGUUGUUCUUACUUGAAUGAAAUUUCACGGUGUAAUGAAACUGAGUCUCCGUGCUCACCUUGUGUUUGUUGAA